Messenger RNA from Cladocopium goreaui, 241 nucleotides. The record is from the annotation of a GenBank genome assembly. Lineage: Eukaryota; Dinophyceae; Suessiales; Symbiodiniaceae.
GUUCAAAGAUAAGUCCCUUGGCCACUACCGUCGUGAUGCUCCUACAGCUAGUGCCAUCGCUGAGAGCGUUUGCCUGGCCAUCGUGGCCUACAUGCAUUUUGUUUUGAUCAGCAAGGACGUUAAGAAUGCCUACUUCUCAGGAAAGUCGGUGAAUCGAGACAUCUACCUUGAGCAGCGUCACUCAGGACUUCCAGGCCCAGCAAGCGGGCAACUCCUGAAAGCCAAGAAAGCCAUCUACUAG